Dreissena polymorpha is the source of this 1813-nucleotide messenger RNA. RefSeq lists its product as uncharacterized. NCBI's taxonomy places the organism in Eukaryota, Metazoa, Mollusca, Bivalvia, Myida, Dreissenidae. The coding region runs from base 160 to 1059 and encodes 299 amino acids. The transcript is spliced from 9 exons. The record is from RefSeq and is a predicted model, not a curated record.
UACGACAUAUUGUACCUGCAUCUUGGCUCUAACGAUGUUUGCUGCAAGGAUAGCAAUUUCUACCGUUGUGUGACUGAGAUCCUUGAUGUUGUAUUCAGUGUGUGCACUGAAAUACACGUGGUGCUUUGCGUGAUUCUUCCACGUGAUUUUGAUGUGAGAAUGUUUCCCCGAUGGCCACUCUCAGGGGCACAGUUGAGGAACUACUGCCAGUGGAUAAGGAGCGCAAACAGCAUGCUGUGGGAACUGAGUCACCAUGUGCCUUCUGUGAGAUACAUGGACUAUGCAGCAAAUAAACAGAAGUCCCUGUACUUGUCCCAUGAUGGACUACAUCUGAGUGCUGAAGGGGCUAGGAGGUGUUUAGCAUCCAUACAUGACGACCUGCCAAACCAGCUGUGUGUGGAGGCUGCUGUUCAAGAUCCUACAAAAUGGCCAGCUCUCUCAGCCACGGAAGUACCGGUUCAGGAGCAUGACAGCACCAUAGCACUCUUUUCGGAUAUUGUGCAGACUGGAGCUCAACCAGAGAUUCAAGACAAGGUGGAUGCAAGUGAAGUACCAGUUCCCAGGGACAUUAAGCCUCAGACACAUAAAAUAACGGUUGUCACAGCCAGAGCUAAGAGGUCUGCAACCAGAAAUGUCAAAAGAUAUGGAAAGAAGUUGGCAAAGAAAUGCCACACAAGGUCAUGCUGCAGUGGAUUUGUUUACCUUGACAUUACUGAAGAUGUGGCUGUUUUCCUGCCUGCAUACAAGUUGAAUGGCUUAUGCUUGGAAGAUGAAAUCAACGUGCCAUCCAACAUACAUUGCCACCGAGACACUGAAGAGACGCCCCAACAAGAUGACAACGCCGCAAAUGAAGAUAAAGUCAAUGUGCCAUCCCACUUCUUUUUCCAACGAGACACUGACGAGACGCCCCAACAAGAUGUAGACACUUCACAGCUUCUUCUUAUUCUUUCAAAUGACGUUGAACUUAACCCUGGACCGAUAUUCCAGACAAUACCGGUCCCUGUGGAAGCGGUUGGCUCAAGCGAGAAGAUGACGAUAAUUACAGUGAAAAUGGACUGACCAUACACGAAAGACAAAGGACAUUAAAUAUUUACACAAAUUUUGCACCUGUAAAAUGUGACAUUCAUAUACGUGAAUGCUAUAAUUCAAUUAGUAAGCCAUGCAGAAUUCUUUGGGAUGAAGGGGACUUAGAUUGUUUACAUGUAUUAAGUAGGGAUACAGCAGCAGGAGAUGAAAUAGGGUGGGAAUUUGUAUCUAUGGUUAUGAAUUCUAGUUGCACUUUUUCCUCUUACUGCCAGUUUAAAAAUGAGAUGUAUAAAACUCGCCACAAUAAGGCUAGGUUUAUGGAUCAAACAGUUUUUUUUAAUUUUUGGUUCAGUUGGGCUUCAAACAUGAAAAUAGAUUAUUCUAAAGUUGAAACUUCUGCUCGAGGAACAUCAACAUUAUUUCUUUGGUUCUGUGCAGACCAUGGACAUUGCUAUGGUUUCCACAUGACUGGGGCAGAAGGAAGAAAAGAUCCCGCAUUAUCACUCUAUAGCUAUUUAGAAACCCCUCCACAAGACGUGUUUUAUGACUUUGCAUGUAAUUUACAAGAAUAUUGCCUAAACAGAGAAAGUAGGAUACUAUAAAAAUGAACUUUUUUUCAUGACAUUUUCCAUGGCUACUCCCACAAAUGUUCUAGUGCUUUUACAGCUAGCAGACUUCAAGGCUUUGAAUCUGUAAAAUCUGAAAUAUGUGAACAAUUCAACAGCUUUAUACAGUGCAUUAAAAGGUUGGCCCGUCAGAUGUCACAGUCACUACUUUUGCUUUUACC